Molecule: messenger RNA, 3045 nt
Organism: Penicillium brasilianum
Lineage: Eukaryota; Fungi; Ascomycota; Eurotiomycetes; Eurotiales; Aspergillaceae
Source: the annotation of a GenBank genome assembly
CCACGCUUGAUACCCCGCGGAGGUGCGAUAAGUGAGUGAAUCAACAGAUAGCUUCGUCUCACUUGGCAACACUCUUUUCCCUCUUUGACACUCUCUCACAACUUGGAUGUUUCUUCUGCGCCUUUCAUCAAAUUUCCACUGUCCCGUGCUACCAUCAUCCGUACAUAUCCUUUGAGCACAUGAUGUUUCCAUGUGCUUGACGGAAAUCCUGCAGCCUCAACUAAGCUCCGAGACCUUGAGCUUCCUUUCUCCCAGCAUGUUGCCCUUCGUCCAGACAUUCACUCCUUAGAUCGAGACCCCCUUUUCGCUGGGUAUUCUUCAGCAAUGAGUGGAAUUCAUCGCUUUCUUACUCGCCGGGAUCGGUCAAAAGGUGCUUCGCGUCAAGCUAGAGAAGAGCACCUAGUCAGUCCUGCGCUACCUCUGCUCCGAGGCUUCUUCGUUUCAAACCCUAGCAAAGAAGAUAGCCAAGAGCAUGAGAAGAAGGUCAAGUUGGUCGAAUCUCACCUUCGCUCCCUCGGUUACUCUACACUAGAGGAGGCACAUGUCAGACAUGCCCUCAAGAAUACUAAUGACGAUGUCGAGAAAGCAAUCAGCCUCCUGCUCUUGCUAGAAGACUCCAUCGAGGGCAUCAUUCGACCCUACACGCCCAGGACGAAACUCCUAGGUGCUGAAAACCGACAAGGUGUUACCUGCUAUCUGGACUCCCUCCUCUUUGCCAUGUUUGCGCGUCUUGACUGCUUUGAAGCGAUUUUAUACAAAUCCUUCAAUGACGAGCCCCGCAGAAAGCUGGCUAUCCUGUUGAGAUUCUGGGUGAAUCUUCUUCGAGCAGGAAAGUUGAUCACUACCGAUAUCACCCAGCACAUUCAGGAGGCCCUGGCAGAGUGUGGAUGGGAGGACGCAUCCAGAUUGCGACAGCAAGAUGCCUCCGAGGCAUUUACGUUCAUCACUGGGACGCUUGAGUUGCCUCUCCUUACCCUCAAGAUGGAUAUCUACCAUACGGGGAAGGAAGACGUCAGUGACGACCACAAGUUCGUCAACGAGAGACUUUUGGAAGUGGCCAUCCCGCCUGAGCCAACCGAUGGCUCUACUAUCACACUUGAAGAUUGCCUGGAGGCCUACUUCAAUAAUCGCAUUGAAGUCAAGCGACAUCUUGAAAGACGCAACACCUUGAGCUCCCGGCGAUCUAGUGAUUCGCUCUCCAUGUCUAAGGGAUUCACUGCACACGUCGAAGAGGUCGAGACAACUCCAACACAGUCUCCAGCGCAGUCCACCUCACCUAUACCCGAGAAGGCAAACCCUUGGCCAUCAAUCUCGGGUGCCGCCAACUCCUUGGGCUCACGAAAGCCCGGUCGGCGUGACAGUAUUGUCCGCGAGAGGUUCAUUCCGGAUACAAGUGAGGAGCAGACGGGUAGUGGGGAUUCGGAGCAACCCCGAAGAGGCAUCCUUAGGAAGGAAGUGAUGAUGCCUGCUUGGCAAUUCUUCAGCCUCAUCCCUUGGUUCACCGAAAACACCCCCACAAAUGACGCGCAAGUGGCAGCGCAUUUCUCAUCCCAAAGGCCCAUUCUCGGCGUGUGUCUGAAAAGAUAUUCGUUCACUCCGAAUGGAAAAGCCAUCCGCCUCAACACCUACAUUGACAUCCCGGUUGAGAUCGGUAUCCCCAAGUUCAUCCAAGAUGACAAUAUGGAUGUUUCUGGGGAUUUCAAGCUUGCCUUACAGGCUGUAGUCUGUCACAGGGGUACCUCGGUGGACUCAGGCCACUACAUUUCCCUGGUUCGAGGCACCAGCCCCAACGCCGCACCAACAAGCAGCUCCGCGGACGGUGCUAAACCACAAGGCACCGAAUCCCCUAAGCAGUGGAUGCGAUUUGACGACCUUGCUUCUGAGAGGAUCACCCUCAUCGAUAUUGAGACUGCACUGAGGACUGAGUCUCCUUAUCUCUUAUUCUACCAAAUUCUUCCGAUUGACCAGGAUGCGUCCCUGGCCAAUCUCUCGAACAAGCCGUCGUCACUUGCAUCCGAUACCACACUCGACGUGGAGAUGGGCGAUGUGUAUCGAAAGCUGUCAAGCCUAGCGGUGGACACGGAUGGUAGUACCACCGAAGAUGUCACUUCGGCUAGGCCUAGCUUCGAGAUCACUAGCCCGGACAACACCACUCAGCCACUUGUGAACACUGAGCGACGUCCGAGUGUGGUAUUCUCAGAUCCUCCCCUCACUGGGCCGCCUCGUUCAAUGCCGUCAAUGUCACCACGCUUGAUGGCAAUGGAAGAGGAGGGUACCAGGGGGUCGUUCAGUUUCUCUCGGCGCGGUUCUCGAGCCACCAAGAGCAAUUCUGGUAGUCGUGCAGGAAGCCAGUCCGGCGAAAACAGAAUUAGCUCAACCUUCUCUCGCUUCGCUGGUCGUCUGAGCAGAGACAAGAUCACAAGUGAUGGCGAAGGGGAGGUGGACGAGUCCGCCUUUGAGACUGACGAUGCCGCGGCCGACGACAUCAUCCUGGGACCAGCCAGGUUGGAAUCGAAGGAUAAAUCCGGCAAGGAUCGAGGGUCAAGGGGUAAAGCGAAGGGGAAGUCCAGGGAGAAAUCCAAGGACAAGAGUCGAAACCUGGAUCGGGAAUGUACCGUGAUGUAGUCAUACACGGGGACGAUGGCAGGCGAUAGAGGGAGGUGGGACGGGGCCUUGUUUUACACGUAGAAUAUAAGGACCCGUGAAAUCGCCGCCGAAAAUGACAGCCCCUGGUGCCAGAAACGGCGCCUUUCUACCCAUAACUUCCAGUUUCCUGUAAGAUCCCUAUGCUCGGGUAAGCAUUUCCAGAACUGAGGCAAUCUCUCGUAGGUCAGCUUGCUUGAACGCUGCUGCUGGUUCGUUAACGACAACCGUCAACUUUUCGGCUUCGCAAGCUGGACUGCUCUGUUAUGGCACUGUCGACAAUUAUUGUGAAAACAUUCAGAUUCGUGCUAUUCGGGGUGUCGCCGAUCUCGUCUACAAAUUUGUUAAACUGAAAGAUAUUUGGACGAUGAUCAGCUCGAAGGCCAGUCUCUAACAGUCUUU